AUGGUAAUUCCUGCAAACGUAGUUGUUACCAUUUAUAACAACAACUAUCAAACAGGAGAAUCCCUGGUGCUCGAAGGCCCGAAAGAGAUCUCUUUUGAAGGAAGCCAACUGAAAAAAUGGAAUGAUAACAUUGAGAGCAUGGUGAUAAAAAGAGCUGCCGACUUUUUGAAAGCAGCAGGAGAAGUCGAUAAACUUAGAGGAGAAUGGGUUAAAAGAUUUUCAACUUCAAAUGGAAAAAUUUCUUCCUAACUAACAAUCGGUAUUACACAAGAAACUUCUGAAACUAAAUCCAAAACUUUUGGAGCCUCUCUCGAGGCUGCUGCUUCAUCUGGAGUCAGCUUUUUAGGUAGCGGUGCAGAGAUCACAGUUACCGCCUCUGCUUCUGCAUCAAUGGCCUCAGAAAUCACAAGUUCUCUAGGUACCUCAAGAACUACACAAAGCACUGUGGAAUGCGAUUAAGCAAGUGGAAGGUAGAGCUCAUUGUGGUAAUGGAGACUAAGAGGAACUAAGGGAGAUAAGGUCUUGCUGUCUUAUGAUUCUGAAGACUAUGUAUGCAAAUAUGGCUCAGACUAUCUGACACCUCCAAAAUGUCCCCUUGGAUCUUGCUCAGAUACAGAAUGCAGAGGUUCAUGCACGAUGAUUUAGCAGCACUCAAGAAUACAACUGGCCUUAUCAACAGGUAUAAGUAAAGCGGCAUGCGAUCAGUGCAGCGAUAAUGUAGCUGUGUUCUACGAAAAGGAUAACUUCUAAGGAAUCUAGCUUUAGGUAAGCCCACAAGACAAAGCCUACGUCUUAAAAAACUUUAAGCUCGACAACAAAAUCACUUCUUUCAAAAUUGGAAAGAAUGUUAGAGUGGUAUUGUGCUUGGACGACUCUUGUGAGGCUUGCUGGCAACAAUGA
Molecule: messenger RNA, 900 nt
Organism: Stylonychia lemnae
Lineage: Eukaryota; Ciliophora; Spirotrichea; Sporadotrichida; Oxytrichidae
Source: the annotation of a GenBank genome assembly